CGCAGUCAGUGUAUUCUUGUAGCUGACUUGUGAAUGUGGCGAGCCAGGGAGGGGUGAACCGGUGUUUGGAUUUUUAUAUUCAAGUAACGAUAGCUAGUUUACAGUCAUAGCUUGUGAUAUAUAUUUAGAAACAACAACGGAAUCACCAAUUUUGUUUGGAUUAUUAUUGUCUGCACCCGAAGAGAAUAUGAAAAAUAACAUGGGGCGUUAGGGGAUGUUGAAAUGAUUAUCUGCGAGGAUAUAUAGCUCAAGCUAUUUUUAUGUUUUUCGUUUUCCCCACUUUGGAUUUAUUUUACACACCGUGGGAAAACCGGACAAGCCGCCGGACAGCGGGCCGAGAGGAUGGACCAGGCGAAUAUCCUGAGAAAGUUCAUCCAAGGGGUUUGUGUUAUGCGAGAAGGGGACCAGAAAGGAGAGGAUAACUUCGGCAGUGACUUUAUGAGAUUACGAAGAUUAUCGACCAAAUACAGGACAGAGAAGAUCUACCCAACCAACGUCGGGGAGCAGGAAGGGAAUGUGAAGAAGAACCGCUAUAAAGACAUACUGCCCUUUGACCACACGAGGGUAAAGCUGACUUUAAAAACAACCAAUCAGGAUGCAGAUUACAUCAAUGCCAGCUUCAUCAAGGGAAUGGAUGGUCCAGAGGCCUACAUCGCUACCCAGGGUCCUCUAACCAACACUGUCAUCGACUUCUGGAGAAUGAACUGGGAGUACAGUGUAGCUGUCAUCGUAAUGGCAUGUCGAGAAUUCGAGAUGGGAAGGAAAAAGUGUGAGCGGUACUUUCCCCAGUUUGGUGAUGAGCCCAUGUCUUUUGGCCCGUUCAGAAUCUCCUGUGAAUCAGAACAGCCCAGAACGGACUAUUUCAUCAGGACCCUGACAGUGGAGCAUGAGAAUGAGACACGUAGGAUAACCCAGUUCCAUUACAUCAACUGGCCAGACCAUGACGUCCCCUCGUCCUUUGACUCCAUCUUGGAUAUGAUUGGUCUGAUGAGAGAGUACCAGGAGCAUGAUGAUGUACCCAUCUGUAUACACUGCAGUGCUGGCUGUGGGAGGACAGGCGCCAUCUGUGCUAUCGACUACACAUGGAACCUACUAAAGGCUGGGAAGAUUCCAGAAGACUUCAACGUGUUCCGGCUGAUUCAGGAGAUGAGAACACAGAGGCAUUCUGCUGUUCAGACCAAGGAACAGUAUGAGUUGGUUCACAGAGCCAUCUCUCAGCUCUUUGAGAAACAGCUGCAGCUCCUGGAGAGCCCCACCAACUCAGAGAUCCAUGGUGGCAUGGACGAUGGGCUCAGCCCAGAGAAAGCUGGACACCAGUCAGACGAGGAGCGAUGGGACACACCGCCCCCCAAACCACCCCGCGUACGCAGCAGUCAGUUGGAAGGGGAUGUGAAAGAGGAGAUCCUUCAGCCCCCAGAGCCUCGCCCGGUUCCUCCCAUCCUGACCCCGUCUCCCCCCUCUGCCUUCCCCACCGUCACCAACGUACGUCAGGACAACGACCGCUACCACCCCAAGCCGGUCAUCCACGUCCUGGCCUCUGCACAACAACAACAACAAGCCCAACUGUCCCCCGACCUGAAGGACAACUAUAACAAGACAUCGUUAGACAGUGUCCCCUCAGGAGGCCCCCCUGCCCAGGCCCCCUCUCCCUCCUCCCCCUCCCCAGUUGAUGGGGCAGUGCGUCUAGAGAGGAAGCUGAGUAUUGAGAUACAGAAGGUUCCGUUACAGGAGGGUCCUAAGAGCUUCGAUGGUAACAGCAGGCUGCAAAGAUCCCUUGCCUUCAAGGCCCGCUCCAACACCUCCAGUUCCUCUCUUUCUGAGGACUCAGGGGCCGACGGGGGGGCCCCCAACAUGACGCACCAGGGCGCCUUCGGACCCCUCCCCUCCCGCCCCAACCACCUGCCCCUUAAGGGGGAGAAGGCAUGUCAGGCAGGCUGGAUCAGCCCAGAGAAAGCCCCCACACCUCCAGCCCUGGUGGCUGGGUCAGAGAGCACCCCCACCUCCAAUCUGACCUCUUCCCAGCCCCUCUCCUCCACCUCCACCCCUGUCAGGACUGCUCUGAGCUUCACCAAUCCUCUGCACUCAGACUUCCCUGAUGUGAAGGGAGAUGGAGGAGGGGAGGGUUCCAGACCCUCCUGGUCCUCCAAGGCUACGGCCACGGUUACGGCGGCCCACGGCGAACACCCGCCCAGGAAGGUGUCGACCAUGUCCAUCGCCGAGCAACGGUCGCCGACGGAAACGGCAUCAAACAGUGACCAGAGUGAAGAUUCCCCUCCCCCUCUACCUGAGAGAACCCCAGAGUCCUUCAUUUUGGCCACAGACCCAUCAGAGUUGAAGGCACCAGGACCAUCAGACUGGAGUAUCUCGGAGGACCAGUCAGGAAAAGGAGCAGGUUUUCCUCAGGAGCAGAGGAGUACACAGGCACAGAUAGCAGAGAGAGAACCGUCAGGAGAGAGGAGUAAGAAGAUUUCAGAUGCAGCAGGACUGGAAACAUCACCUACCAACACCACAGUAGUAGACAGCACAGCAGAGAGCAAGGCUUCCUCAGAGAUGGGUGAGUGAGAGGACGAGGACGAGGGAA
Messenger RNA from Oncorhynchus keta (chum salmon), 2581 nucleotides. It is a transcript of the gene ptpn12, whose product is annotated as protein tyrosine phosphatase non-receptor type 12. Gene Ontology annotation, molecular function: non-membrane spanning protein tyrosine phosphatase activity. The coding region runs from base 343 to 2562 and encodes 739 amino acids. The record is from RefSeq and is a predicted model, not a curated record. Gene Ontology annotation, biological process: peptidyl-tyrosine dephosphorylation. Lineage: Eukaryota; Metazoa; Chordata; Actinopteri; Salmoniformes; Salmonidae. Gene Ontology annotation, cellular component: nucleus; cytoplasm. The transcript has 17 exons.